ACUGUGUCAGCAGGUGAACCUGGGAUUAUUUCAAUUGUAAUGUUGAUAGUUGAUGUAUCUUUAUUUUACUACGUAAAUGUUUAUAAAAAAUACAUUUAAUUGAACAAAAUGCAUAUGUAUUAGAGAUGUGAUUCCAUUAACCGCGAAUUAUGUUAUACGUCACUUUGAAGAAAACAAUUUAAUUGUAACUUAUCUACAGGUUUCCACCAAAACUAAGACAGAAGACAAAAUUAUACAUCAAUCAUGGCAUCAAAGUGGCGAUUGUUUACACUUCUUAUGUGGAAAAAUUUUACUGUUCGUAAAAGACAUUGGAAAAAUUGUUUAUUUGGUGAAAUUUUAAUUCCAGUGUUUCUAUUUAUAUUAAUUCAAGCCGUUCGAGAUUUUGGAGAUUUCAGCGCAUCACCUGAUAUUGAAUUGGAAGUGAAUGAUAUCAUUUUUCCAGUUCAAUCAAAAGGAGAUUUAUUAACAAUUGUUAAACAAUUGGAUCCUAGUAUUUAUUAUAUUCCAAAAAAUAAUUACACACAAAAUUUAAUGGAAAAAACUCGAAAUUGUCUUGGAUUGCAUCAUGAUAGUGUCAUUGGAUUUUAUUCAGAGGAUGAAUUAAUGAAAAAAUAUACUUCUAAAAAAUUGGAUGAUUUGUCAUCAAAGGUUGUGGCAAUUGUUUUUAAAAAUUCUGAACAGCUUAAUUUUCAGUCAAAACAUUUAGAAUAUAUAAUUAGACCCUAUAGUUCAUCUAUAAAAGGAAUUAAUAAUUUUCUUCUUGAUAAUCCAUUUGUUCAAACACAAAUGUGUUUGGAUGAAUCAUUUCUUAAGAUAACGAAGCCGCAUUCCUUUCUGAAAAGUAAUAUUACAAUGCAACGAAUGCCUUCUCCAUCACAAAUUUUAAAAAUGAAACCAAUGCAAAAUAUAAUUGGUACUAUGUAUGCAAUUGUAAUGGUUUAUGCAUUUUUAAUUCCCCUUACAAUUGAAACAACUUUUACUGCAAAUGAAAAGGAUAUAGGAGUGAAUGUUCUUAUGUCAAUGAAUGGCGUUAAAACAUACCAAAAUUUACGAAGUUGGUUAAUAAGUGGAAUAUUGUUUAGUAUUUUUUAUGUAGUACCACGUUUAAUUUUGUUUAAAAUAUCAUUCUCGUCUAAAACUUUACCAUACUUGUAUCAUGGAAAUAUUUUAUUGGUAGGAAUAAUGUUUUUUGCCCACGUUGCUCAUCUUUUGGCAUUUGGAAUCCACAUUACAUCCUAUUUCUCAAAAUCUAUAUUUAGAUCAUUGGUGAUUCCAAUUAUAUAUAUUGGAUCAUAUAAUUUGCAAAAAUUUUUGAUCUGGCAUCAGAAUUAUACUAUUAUUCCAUAUAUGGGAAUUUUUUUUCCCAAUAUGCUAUUAUACCGCUUGUGUGAGGAAAUAGAUUAUUAUGAAGGCAAAUUAAUUGGAGUUGGAUGGAAGAAUUUCUUUGUAGUUGGCGAUAAAAAUUAUACUGAUGCAGGAUGUUUAGGGAAUAUUUUAAUAUUUUCAAUUCUCGGCCUUAUAAUACAUUUUUCUUUGGCUUUGUAUGCUUCUGCUUUAUUUCCAGGAAAAUAUGGGGUUCCAAAACAUCCUCUAUAUUUUUUAAAGUUUUUCAAGUCAAAAAAAGUUUCAUCUGAGGAAGAAUCGUAUGAAUGCAAUUUUAAUAAUUUGGAAGGAAAACCAUUUGAGUCAGUGCCUCAAAAUGUUUACACACCUGGGAUUCAAAUUCGCAAUUUGAAAAAAUCAUACAUUACAAAUUGGUUUAGUGGAACAAAACAUGAUGCGCUUCAAGGAAUUUCAAUAGAUUUUUAUAAAGGACAAAUAACAACAUUACUUGGUCAUAAUGGAGCUGGUAAAACAACAAUGAUGUCAAUUUUAACAGGUAUAUUGAGUCCAUCAGAGGGAACAGUUUUUAUAAAUGGAAAAAAUAUCAGCGAGGAAUUGGAAGAAAUUAUAACCGAUGUGGGACUUUGUCCACAAGAAGAUAUACUAUUCCCUGAUUUUACUGUGUUUGAACAAAUUCAAUUCUUUGGUUUGUUAAAACAUAAAAAUAGAACAAGAUCUCAAGUAUCAAAUGACGUUUAUGAUUUACUAUUAAAAUUAAAAUUAUCCGACAAAUGGAAUCAAAUACCAGCAAAACUUUCCGGUGGUCAAAAAAGAAGAGUUUGUCUUGGCAUGGCAAUAAUUGGCAACGCCUCAACUCUAAUAUUAGACGAACCUACUUCUGGAAUGGAUCCUGAAACAAGAAGAGAAUCAUGGGAUAUUUUAUUGAAAAUGAGAGGAGAGAAGACAAUUUUGAUUAGUACACAUAAUAUGGAAGAGGCAGAUGUUCUUGGUGAUAGAACUGCAAUAAUUGAAUUGGGAAAAUUAAAAAGUUAUGGAACACCAUUGUUUUUAAAGAAAUUUUACGGUGAAGGUAAUAUGGAAGUAACAUUAUCAACAGAAGAUGGAUGUGACAUUGAGGAAAUAAAAAAACAAUUUUCAGUGGAAAGUCAAUUAAUAAGUUUUGAUGGUGGAAAAAUUGUCUUUAGCAUUCCAUUUAAUGAUCGUUUACCAAAUGAUUUGGAUAAAAUUGAAGAUGAAAAAACAAAACUUGGUGUAACUGGUAUAAGUGUUUCGUUAAUAACAUUGGAACAAGUUUUCCUUCGAGCAACCAAAGAAGAUAAUAGUGAUCCAAAUGACAACGAUAUUGUUUUAGAAGAAAUUAAAAAAGUGGAAGGUUAUCACCUUAUUUUACAAUCACUAUUUGCUCUGUUUAAAAAAAAAUUUUCUUACUUACGGAAGAAUAUAUUAACUCAUGUUUUAAUGAUACUUUUACCAUCAGUAGGAAUUAUGUUAAUGGCUGCAGGUUUUAAGAAAAUUAGUUAUACCGAUGAGAAACAAAUAAGAUUCGAUAAUUAUCCAAAUCCUAUUGCUUUCUAUUAUUCCAAUAACACAAAUUAUGAACAAAUGUAUAAAAGUAUUAUAGAAAGUUUUAAUGGAAAAAUAAUGACCUCUAUGGAAAAUAACAUUUCUUCAGCAUUACUUAAUUUCAGUAGAAAUGAUCUUUCUGUGUAUCAAAAUAAUUUACUUGCUGCUGCCACUUUUGAAAGUAUAAAAUCUCAAAAAAUUCAAAUUAAUGCAUUAUACUCGGAUAGUGUAUUUCAAAGUGUUCCAAUUUCUUUUAAUUUGAUAACCAAUACUAUAAUAAAAAUUAUCGCUGGACAGGAUUAUCAAAUUGAUAUUUCGAUUCAAAAUCUGCCAAAAAUUUUAAAUUUUCAUGAAUCUAUUAUGUCAAAAGAAGAAGAAGAUAUUACAAAAGUUGUUAUAUUUAUUGUAACAUUAUUGCCUGCUCUUGCUUUAUAUGUUAUUCAUCCACUAAAAGAAUUAUCAACUGGAAUUAAAGAUCUACAAAGAAUGACUGGAGUCACAAGCUAUUUAUAUUGGGGAUCAUUUUUUCUUUUUGAUUUUCUAUUAUUUUUAGUAACAAUAAUUAUCAUAUUAAUAUCAUUUUAUUUUCUGGAUAUAAUAAUGGAUUUGCGAAUAUUCUAUGGAACUGAAAUUGGUAUUAUGUUCCUGUCAUUAAUAUUAUUGGCAAUGAGUUCGUUUCCGUUUAUCUAUAUAUUCAGCUUUCUGAAGAAAAAAGUGAAUACUGUUGUAAAUAUUCUUAUCUAUGUAUUUACAUUAUCAGUUGUAAUUGAAUCGAUUCUAGAAAUGGUAAUUCAAGUUUCAUUGGGUUUUAAUGAAAAAUUAAUGAAUAUUCUUUCUGCCAUUAACACAAGAACUUUCAUGUUAAUACCAUCAGUCAGCUUUUUCUAUGGUCAAGUAAAUUUUUUUCAAAUUGCCAGCAAAAAUGCAUUUUGCCGAAAGCUGCCCAAGUAUUUAGAAAACUUUAAUUGCGACAAUGGAAACGAAUGCUGCGAUUUAAAAUGCUCUGAUGGUGUUUGUGAAAAGUCAUUUGAAUAUUUUGGUGAUUUCAGUAAAGCAGGAAGUCUUGGAGAAUGUUUAAUCUAUUUGGCCCUCACAUCUAUUUUAUAUUUCAUUAUUCUUGAAUUAUUCGAACGUAAUAUAAUAUCUUUGAUAAUUUUGAAAUUAAAGAAAAAAGAACCUUUAAAUAUUCAACAAAUUGAUGAUCAAGUAGCAAAUGAAAAAUCUCUAGUUUCAUCCGAAAUUAAUCGAAUUGAAAACAAAGUUAAAAAUCCAGACAUUAAUGGAGAAUAUUCUAUUAUUAAUACAAUUUCUGAAAGUGAAUCCAUUUAUUUAGUUCAUGAAUUAAGUAAAUAUUAUGGAGAUCUUGCUGCAGUGAAAGAAAUUAGUUUCAGUGUAAAGAAAAAAGAAUGUUUUGGAUUACUUGGUGUUAAUGGUGCUGGAAAAAGUACAACAUUUCGAAUGCUCACAGGAUUAGAAUUUCCAAAUAGUGGAACAAUGUAUUUAAAUGAAAAAGAAAUUUCUCUCCACAGAACAGAGUAUUUACGACAAAUGGGAUAUUGUCCUCAAAAUCAUGCUUUAAUAGAAUCACUGAAUUCUAGAGAACAUCUUGAAUUGUUUGCAUCACUUCGAGGAGUACCAUUAUCUCAAAUAUCCUCUGAAGUAGAAAAUUGGAUAAAGAAAUUAAAAUUGAAUCUUUGUGCAAAUCAACAAAGCGGUAAUUACAGUGGAGGAAAUAAACGUCGAUUAAAUAUUGCAAUAGCUCUAAUUGGAAAUCCUAAUUUGGUACUUUUGGAUGAACCAACAACAGGAGUUGAUCCCGCUGCUCGAAGAUCCUUGUGGCGUGUGAUUAAAACCUGUCAAUUAGCUGGACAAUCAAUUAUUCUCACUUCACACAGCAUGGAGGAAUGUGAAGCUCUUUGCAAUCGUUUGGUAAUUAUGGUAAAAGGACAAUUUGUUUGCAUUGGUCCAAGUGAACAAUUAAAACAACGUUUUGGAGCUGGUUUCGAUAUAAGUAUUAAACUUAAUCCAAGUAGAAGUGCGAAAGAUGUUUUAAAUGUUAAAGAAGAAAUGUUAGAAGCUUUAGAGUGUGAACUUCGUGAUGAACAUGUGGGAUAUUUAACGUAUCACGUUACUAAUUCAACAACAAAAUGGGAAACAAUGUAUGGCGUUAUGAAAUCGCUGAAAGAUAAGUACAAUUUUAUUGAAGAUUAUUCAAUUUUGUCAGCAACAUUAGAGCAAUUAUUCUUACAAUUUGCAAGGGCUGACAAUGAAAGUAGUUAUCUUUAAAUAAUUUUCUUUAUUAAUUUAAAAAUAAUAUACGUACAUAAAAUUUUGCAAAAUAUUCAAAUUUGCAAAACACUAUUUUUGAUGAAAAUAUUUUAAAUAAGUUUCAUUUUUGAUGCAAUUUUCUUUUGCAUACAAUGUGAUAAUGCUUAUAUACUUAUGCAUAAGAGUCUGAAAUGUAUUUUUAACUUCUGACAAGAAAAACAAUCUCAAUGUUGCUUACUAUAUAUAUAUAUAUAUAUACUAUAAAAUACUAGCUCAAUUACUAUUGCCGUUUUAAUAUUUUUAAUUUGAAAUAAGACUUUAAUAGAGAGGCUCUUAUUUUUUUAUAAUUUAACAAUAUAGAUAGACAUAUAAUUAUUAGAACUACUCCAUUUAAAAUGAAUGCCUAAAAUUAGUUAUAUUACAGUAUUUAUAGUCUAUAAUUAUUAAAUGCCUAAUUGUGCCUAUUUCAAUAAUUAAAUAUGGUGCAAAAUUUUUGUUUGCGAACAGCAAAAAUUUGAUCGUAUGUAUUUCAAUUUUUCUAAAAAAAAUUAUCUUUUUAAUUAUAUAAAUACUUAUUUUUUAUAUUAAACUUUUUGAAUAUUAAUUUACAAAUAUUUUUACACACAAUGAAAAAAAUGAUUAAGAAAAAAAAAAAAUUAAUCACUUUAACGAAAAAAAAAAAUGUAACGAUAUUUUUGCUACAAAUAGAAUUUUAUGAGGGAAUAAUUAUUGUCAAUUUUGACAUAAAUUCAAUAUUUGUAUUUUAUUAUUAAUUAUAAUAAUAUUAAUUGUACUUUUUUUUUAUUAAUUAUAAUAAUGUAAGUUUAUUAUAAACAGCUGUGAUUGAAAUCAAGGUAUUAUUGUUAUCUAAAAGCUAAUAAUUGUAUUUCCAAUUACAAUAGAUACGUUAUAUAAGAAGAUAACUUAUAACAAUAUAUAAUAAGCACAAUUACACAAUUUAAAUGUUUAUAUCUUCUUCUAUCAUUAAAAAAUUGAGUAGCAAUUUUUCAAUUAGAAAAAUUUCAUUUAAUUCUUUGAAAAUAAUUUUUUUUUUAUAUGAUUCUGUUAGAAAUAAUUAAAAAAAAAAUUCAUAAAAUUUUAUGUAUAAACGAAGACAUCGAUAUUGUGUAUUAUAUUUAGUUGAUAACUGAUGCAACUAUCAAUGACAAACAAAAAUUUAAUUAAACCAAAUUGAAAUUCAAUCUAUCUGUAAUAAUUAAUUAAUUUCUCAAAUAAUAAAUUAUAAUUUAUAUAUAUAAAAAU
Molecule: messenger RNA, 6438 nt
Organism: Leptopilina boulardi
Lineage: Eukaryota; Metazoa; Arthropoda; Insecta; Hymenoptera; Figitidae
Product: phospholipid-transporting ATPase ABCA1-like
Exons: 24
Coding region: 244-5193 (1649 amino acids)
Biological process (GO): lipid transport; transmembrane transport
Cellular component (GO): membrane; intracellular membrane-bounded organelle
Molecular function (GO): ATP hydrolysis activity; ABC-type transporter activity; lipid carrier activity
Source: RefSeq, a predicted model, not a curated record